AUGAGCAUACAAGUAGAUGUCAGCUCACCAUUAGACAUACAGAAAAUUUCAGAGGUUCAAGCCUUACUACCAUCUUAUCAAAUUGUGGUUAUUGAUCAAAAGACACAAUUGAAACUGUAUUCCGGUGCUGAUGUUGAACAUAAAAUUAUUUUAGAAUACAGCGAACCACCACACUUCAACCUCAUAACAUCAAUAACUGGGUACAUGGACUGUGACUAUUUUUGUUUCAAUUGUUGGGCUAAAACCAGCAAAGAUACACAUUAUUGUAAAGGAUCAUGUAAAAAAUGUCGUUCAGUCAAGGCAUGCGUAUUCAUCCAAAGAAUUACUUGCAGUGACUGUAAUGUUGAUUUGAAUUCUCAACACUGCUUUGAUCAACAUAAGAAGAAUGGUGUUUGUGGGCGCAUUAGAAAAUGUCUUACGUGUUGGGUACAAUAUGACACAACAGCAGGCGAUCAUGUUUGCGAUGUUUAUACUUGCAAUUUAUGUGAUGUAGGAUACCGUGCAAGUCCACACUACUGUCAUAUCAAACCUGGAAACCUCGAACAUCUCAUCGAUGAUGACGUUAAACCAUGGAUAUUAAUUUGUUAUGACAUAGAGUCAAUGCAGAUCACCCAGACAGACAAUACAAAUGUCUUGACACAUCAGCCGAAUUUGUUGAUAAGCAGGACAAUGUGCACAACAUGUACUGAUGAAAAAACUUUAGUAAGAAACCUACGAGACUGUGAAAUGUGUGGUGAUGAAGAACACGUAUGGUAUGGAACAGACUGUGUCGAAGAAUUUUGUAAUUAUCUCUAUGAUAAGAUGCUUCCUCGAACUGCAGCUGAAGAUGACUCAAGAACCGCCAUCCAGAUAAAGGUUAUUGCACACAAUCAAAGAGGUUAUGAUGGUCAUUUCAUCAUGCAAGACUUUUUUAAAAGGAAAUUUUUACUAGUCCCAAAUGUCAUCAUGUCUGGGUCAAAAAUUCUUUACUCACAGAUGGAGAAUAUAAAGUUCAUUGACUCUUUGAGUUUGUUUAUGCAGCCUCUUUCAUCCCUCUGCAAAUCCUUUAACAUCAAAGAAAUGAAGAAGGGGUAUUUUCCACACAAGUUCAACACACCAGAAAAUCAGCAUUAUGUUGGAGUGUUUCCAGCUAUCGAUUUUUAUGACCCACUCUCACUCAAACCGGCACAGAAGGCUGAGCUUGAAAAAUGGUAUUAUGAGACUAUAAAGACUGACCCAGUAUUCAAUUUUAAGACUGAGAUUAUUGAAUACUGCAGAUCAGAUGUCCUCAUACUUCAAACAGCAAUUAUGCGUUUCAUUGACUUGUUUAAAUCGAUCACUGGACUUAACCCAAUAACUAGAAGUUUCACGUUAGCUUCAGUAGCGAUGGAGGUCUUUAGAGCUCGCAUGCUUCCAGCAUUUACCCUUGGAGUCACUCCUCUUUCAGGAUAUGCUGAGAGAAAACAGUCGACUAAAGGCGCUGCGUGGUUAGAUUUAAUGCAAAAAGAUCUUCGAACAAAAAUCAGAAGAGAAUGGAGGCUUGGACCUUUUUACGCAGACGGAUUUAUUCCAAGUAAUAAUACUGUAUUUGAAUUUUGGGGAUGUUAUUACCAUGGAUGUCCUGCAUGCUACCCGGAUAGGUCAACGAUAGUUACAAUGAAUGACGAAGAACUAACGGUUGAAUCAUUAUACCAAAGAGUCUUGCUCAAAAAAGAAUAUUAUCAGCAUAGAGGUUAUCUUCUUCAUGAGAUCUGGGAACACGAGUUUGAUGAGAGAGAAAGAUAUACCAGCUCUCGUAUCUCAUACUACAAUCAGAUAAAACAAGUAGGGUCAAUAAAUAUCCGCGAAAGCUUUUAUGGGGGUAGAACAAAUAACAUCAAGUUCUUUCAUCAAUGCAGUUCAGAUGAAGUAAUCAGAUAUUUAGAUUUCACAUCAUUAUAUCCAUUCGUCUUGCGUGAAUAUGACUAUCCACUCGGACAUCCUUUCCUCAUCCAAGAAGAUUUUCGAGAUAUCGGGAGUUACUUUGGAUUCAUCAAAUGUAAAGUACUUCCACCUACCAAGCUAAACAUUGGGGUCCUGCCGAUGAGAAUAUCCAAGAAGUUAUUAUUUCCCUUGUGUAUGAAGUGUGCAGUCGAAAACAUUCAAACAUCAUGCACACAUUCACCUGAGGAGAGAGUUAUGACAAGCACUUGGACUAGCAUCGAACUCCAAGAAGCUGUUAAAUAUGGCUAUAAAAUCAUGAAGAUCUAUCAAGUUCUCAAUUAUCGGAAGACUCCACAUUCAGGUACACUUUUUUCAGAGUAUGUAAAAAUGUGGCUCAAAAUAAAACAAGAGUCUAGUGAUUGGCCUUCAUGGGUUACCAAUGAAUUCGAUAAACAAAAAUACAUCAAUGACUACAAAGCAGCUGAAGGUGUUGAGUUGGAUCCAAAUUCUAUCGAGAAGAAUCCUGGAAGGCGAAGCAUCGCAAAGCUUAUGUUGAACAGUUUUUGGGGUAAACUAGCGCAAACUGCAAAUUUACCGAAAACAAGCUUUGUAAGAAACUACGCUGAUCUAUGGGGUAUCGUUUCUGAUGAGCAAAAUGAGAUUCUGGGUAUGCAUGAACCUUCUGAAGAAGUUAUUAUGCUGCAACAUCGUUUUAUUGAGUCAGCUAAGGAGAAAAUUUCGCCUGGAAAGACUAAUAUUGCAGUCGCUAGUUUUGUCACAGCAUACGCACGUAGAGAGCUUUUUCGUUUGAUACAACGUAUCGAGUCACAUCGACAAGGUAGAGUUCUCUAUUUUGACACCGAUUCAGUUGUGUUUGUAGAGAAAACUGGUGAUCCGAAAAUUCAAUGCGGAGACUAUCUUGGUCAAUUGACAGAUGAGAUUGAACCUGGCUGGAAAUGUAAUCUUUUUGUUUCAUUAGGCCCAAAAAACUAUGCAUACCAAGUCAUAAACUCUCAAGAAGAUACUAAAAGUAUAAUAAAAGUAAAAGGGAUACGACUCACAUCCAAGGCAUUAGACAUCAUAACUACACAGAAACUUCUUGAAAUGGCGCAUUCUUACAUAGGAGGUGACCAACAAAGAGUUAACAUAACACAAAGUAACAUCGUAUCAGACAAGUUUACACAUACAGUUGAAACACGGAAUUUUGAGAAAAUCUACAGGGCAGUCUCCGAAAAAAGACGAAUAAUUGGUAAUGAUACACGCCCUUUUGGCUAUGUAGAUUGA
This is a messenger RNA of Panonychus citri (citrus red mite), 3186 nucleotides long. RefSeq lists its product as uncharacterized. The transcript has a single exon. The coding region runs from base 1 to 3186 and encodes 1061 amino acids. Gene Ontology annotation, molecular function: DNA-directed DNA polymerase activity; nucleotide binding; DNA binding. The record is from RefSeq and is a predicted model, not a curated record. Gene Ontology annotation, biological process: DNA replication. NCBI's taxonomy places the organism in Eukaryota, Metazoa, Arthropoda, Arachnida, Trombidiformes, Tetranychidae.